Molecule: messenger RNA, 1310 nt
Organism: Nerophis lumbriciformis (worm pipefish)
Lineage: Eukaryota; Metazoa; Chordata; Actinopteri; Syngnathiformes; Syngnathidae
Gene: rec114
Product: REC114 meiotic recombination protein
Source: RefSeq, a predicted model, not a curated record
AGUGCGCACAUCAACCUCUCAGCGAGAAACACCUCUUGCGUCUGUGAGCUCACGACAAAAGUAAUACUCAAAUAAUAACAACUUACCAGAAAUGGCCACGAGUGUGAAGUGGAGGUUGAAGCGUUAUGGGCGUUUUAUUCCAGGAAAGGAUGAGACCACCACGGGGGAACCAUGGAAGACAUUUGAAGCAAAGAAAAACGAACCAGAAAUUAUCCUCACAAUUGUGGACUACGGAUACUUGAUGGUCUUGCAUGGACAGCAAUGCUUGGAGACAAUUCCUUUGCACAGUGCCAGCGAUUUUCUCAAAGUCCAUCAAAAAUCUGACAAUCUGAUGAUUCGACAUACUAUAAAGGGAGCGAGCCGCCUGAUCAGGAUGCAGUUUGAUGGAAGUAACAAGGCGCAGGCCAUCAAAGAGUGCUCGAGUGCUGCAGAGCGACUCAGAGAGCAUGUGCCCGUCGGCACUCAAGACGACACCCUGUCGUCAAAUAAUCAGCCCCCCGCGGAUGACCCUGCGCCGGGGACACAGGGUGAGGCCGCUGGAGGCGAACCUGAGGUUGUCCAUGAAGGAUCGCUGUCCAUUCAGCGUCUUACCCAGCACCUGCUGGGAGAGACCCCGCUGACGCUGCCUCAACUCUACCGCCAAGCCUCCUGGGAACAUGGUGACCUGGAGGCCCUGCUACGCGUUUGUUUGCUGGAUCCCAGCUUCCAUGCUUUGGUAGAGCAGGUUGAGGGCGAACUGAAGAAAAUACUUGAAGAGUGAAUCAUCUCGACAACUGAAGGCAGAGAGGGGUCAAGUCAGCGCUGCUCUUUUGUGUUUGUUUUUUUUCCACGCCGUUUGCUACGUAGGUGUUAACUUGCCGAGCUGCCAGCGUUGACUGGGUGGGUUGUGGUCGUGCGUUAGCGCUCUCGAAGUUCCUAAUUAUGUUAAAUUCACACGACUUAACAAAAAAACACAGCAAACAUUUUUUCAUGUUUUUAUUCAGAAAAAAAAUAUUGGUCUUAAUCAUAUGUUUGAUCGUGGCUAUAUACUCUGGUCCAUCUGCUCCCACGUUAAUGCAGGUCCAUUCCCACCGCAACACACAUCAGUACAUUGUAUUGAAAGGAGGAGUCAUGCAGCUACAGCAGUUAAUUUUGCUAUGCCAGCUUCCAAGGGGUCCCACAAUAUUAAAGCUCGACUGAUUAAAACAAACUGCCCUCCAUUUAUCUAUUCAAGAAUACAUUUUGCAUAGGAUUAUAGCCAUGCUAUAUAGUCGGAGAAAAUAAAAAAUACAAAUCAAUUAAAUUAGGAAAUAUAAAAAAAAAAAAAAAAA